Molecule: messenger RNA, 1402 nt
Organism: Thermothelomyces thermophilus ATCC 42464
Lineage: Eukaryota; Fungi; Ascomycota; Sordariomycetes; Sordariales; Chaetomiaceae
Product: glycosyltransferase family 8 protein
Exons: 3
Coding region: 89-1156 (355 amino acids)
Molecular function (GO): glycosyltransferase activity
Source: RefSeq, a predicted model, not a curated record
AUCCUUUACAUAGUAAGCUUGCCGCGGUUGGCCUUCCGGUCAAUCCUCCAGACUCCAGUGUUUGUAUUGUACAGAAAUGGGUUGCCCAAUGCUGCUCUCCGCCAAACGGGCGAUCAUCGCAACCUGCGGCAUUGCAGCAUGCGUGAUCCUGGUCAGUUUCAACCGACUCCGUCUCGUCACAGCGGCGAGUCAACGGUCCACGGAAGCAUGGGGUGGGCUGCAGCCGCACUGGACGACCGAGCAGGAGGAGCCGCGGUUUGCGUACGUGCAGUAUGCGACGGAUAUCAACUACUUGUGCAACGCGAUCAUGAACUUUGUGCGUCUCGACCGGUACGGAACGCAUUUUGAUCGGGUGUUGAUCCAUCCCCGCGAUUGGGCCGAGCCCGGCGACAGCCGCGAGCAGAUCGCCCUGAGCCGAAUCCGAUCGCAGUACCCGCACGUCCAACUGCGCCCGGUCGAGGUGCUCUCGACGUCGGCCGGCGAUCCCACGUGGCACAAGAGCCUGACGAAGUUCCACGCGUUCGCCCUGACCGACUACACGCGCGUGCUCGUCUUCGACUCCGACUCGAUGGUGCUCAACAACAUGGACCACUGCUUCCUCGCCCCGCUGGCCCCGGUCGCCGUCCCGCGCGCGUACUGGCUCCACGACGCCUCGUCGUCGUCCAGCAGCAUCAAGGACCAGAUUCUCGCAUCCCACGUGAUGCUGAUCGAGCCCAACCAACGCACCUUCGAGCGGAUCCUGGCCGAGGCCCGCUCGUCCGGCGCCUUCGACAUGGAGGUGCUCAACGCCCUGUUUGCCGACUCGGCCAUGAUCCUGCCGCAUCGGCGGUACGCCCUGCUCACGGGCGAGUUCCGCACCAAGGACCACCGCCACUACCUGUCCGAGGACCCAGACGCGGAGUGGAACGCCACGGCCGAGGUGUCGCGCGCCUAUCUGGUGCACUUUAGCGACUGGCCGCUGCCCAAGCCGUGGCUGCCGCGCUCGCCGGAGCAGUGGGCGGCGGCCCUGCCGGCGUGCGGCGAUGGCGAGGAGGAUGCCGAGCGGCCGGAUCGGCCGCGGUGUGCGGAUCGGGUCAUGUGGACGAGAUUCUAUGAGGAUUAUGAUCGGGACCGGCGGGAGGUUUGCGGGCCGUUGGGUAUGACUGGAGAGAGCUAGAUAGGCAUGCAUCGGGGAGAAGAACAGGUCUGUAAUUAACCCCGGUAGGCCUGCUCACCACGGCUCUUCCCGGAUGUGAUCCGGCUCCUGCGCCACCUCGAGGACGGAGAAUGCAGUGGUUAUUAUACAGGGUUCUAUGGUAUGGUUGCAUUAGACUAGGCGUCCGGACAACUGCAAGUUUUAAAUCAUUAUACACGGUAGAGCUUAUAAUUCUCCUCUUCCUAUUGCGAUCUAACCAAGUCUAUA